Messenger RNA from Tribolium madens (black flour beetle), 754 nucleotides. RefSeq names its product ATP synthase subunit d, mitochondrial-like. The transcript has 3 exons. The record is from RefSeq and is a predicted model, not a curated record. Gene Ontology annotation, molecular function: proton transmembrane transporter activity. Bases 86 to 604 code for a protein of 172 amino acids. Gene Ontology annotation, biological process: proton motive force-driven ATP synthesis. NCBI's taxonomy places the organism in Eukaryota, Metazoa, Arthropoda, Insecta, Coleoptera, Tenebrionidae.
CCUGCCUCUCCUGUCAAAUUACAUAACCACAAAAACCUUCGUCCUUGCAGUCGAUUUUUUGCUUUAAACCCGAAAUUGCGUAAUAAUGGCUGCGAAAAGAAUCGCCCAAAGUUCAAUCAAUUGGGCCCAAAUGGCCGAAAGGGUGCCCCCACACCAGAAAGGCCUUUUCCAGCAGUUCAAGUCAAAAUCCGACCAAUACUUACGCAGGGUUAUGGAGAACCCAGAGAAGGCCCCCGAGAUCAACUGGGGUUUCUACAAGUCCCGAGUCCCCGUGGCUGGGAUGGUGGAUGAGUUCCAGAAGCAGUACUCCGCAUUGAAGAUUCCCUACCCCCCUGAUACCGUCAGCUCGCAAAUCGACGCCCAAGAACAGGAGGUGAAGACCGAAAUCGAGAAGUUCAAACGUGAGUCUGGUGCUAGGAUUUCUGAGUAUGAGAAACAAUUAGCUCAUUUGACAUCUUUGAUUCCGUUUGAUCAAAUGACUAUGGAAGACUUCAGGGAUGCCUACCCUGAACAAGCCCUAGAUCCCAUCAACAGACCCACUUUCUGGCCCCAUAGACCUGAAGACCAGCCUGGGCCCAAUGAUGUACCUUCUGGUCAUCAUUAAAUGGGCUAUUAGUUUACCAAAUGUAAACAAUAUUAGAAUUCAUGCUGAUAUGAUACAUGUAACACGUUAUUAGAGAAAACAGCUGUAUGCUUCUUACAAAAUCCUGUGUAUUUGUUUUCUUUUUGAAUUAAAUCAUAAUAGAUAUAAAUA